GCCGGUGAUGUGAUCCGUUCGUCGAUUCUAUCUCUUGCAGCUGUUGACAGCCGCGAACCAAUUCGCUUCCCCACCACGCGCCGUCUCUCUCCCUACACGCUCUCACUUCCCACCGCAUCCUACUUCCCCCUCCAAACUAGUUGACCUUCGCGAUCGCCAUUGACAGUAUCCCGUAUCGGUCGCCAAGGACCUCGCGAUACUAGAACUAUACUAUACCAUGGAGAACGAGAUCCCUCUACCUCCCCCGCCUCGCAUCCGCCACCGCUCUCCGGCGAAUGCGCCCCACGCCUCAUCUGGCGCCGGCACUUUUCGCAAGACGUACCAGCUGUCGCGAUUCGACGACCGUUCCAGCCAGCCCUCUAGCGACCCCGCGUUAUUCUCAAGUGAUGAUAUUCCUGCCUCCGGCCUAGAGAAUUACAAUGCUCCCGUGCCAUCGGGGAGUCGGAAACGACGAUACCGGGGCACGUGGUGGGGGGAGAUGGUGAAGGAUCCGAAGCGAAAGCGGGCGGAUUUCAAAGACAAGCGCAUGGUUGAUAGUGGAGUGUGGAUGGGCAGUGACGAGUCCGGUGCCGAUUCGCUGCUGCCCUCGGAGGAUGCCUCGACUUGGGGUGAGGAUUUGUUGAAAGAGACGAAGAACUCUGGCGUGAGAUUCAGACCUCAGGGGCACAUGAUCACACAGCAGCGACCCGUCUUCCAAAGGUCGGAAGAGUCGAGGGAACACCAGCUGGCGCGGGCUAUUGUCAACGAUUGCUUGGAAAAAGGGCAAGACAGUGUUGACCUAAGUAGUGGAAAUUUGCGCACAGUUCCCUGGGGCUUGUUGCGACCCCUGCAACAUCUUACGAAGCUGCCGACGGUCAAGGAGCCCCCGAUCUCCGAAGAAGUGUACAGCUCACUGGAACCCUUUCUACGCCUGUUUCUGGCGGGCAACUCCCUUACCGCUAUCUCCGGCGAGCUGUUUGAGCUGGGUUCGCUGAGAGUACUCAGCCUGCGCAAUAACAAGCUCACCGAGAUCCCGCCGGCGAUCAGGAAAUUGACUAUGCUGCAGGAGGUCAACCUUUCGGUCAACCGCCUGCAGUGUCUUCCCUGGGAAUUUCUCUGGCUGAUCAAGAAAGGCGAUCUGAAGCAUCUGACGGUCCGGCCCAAUCCCCUCCUGCAGAUCGAAGACGCCGACAUUGCCCAAUGGCAUUCGCCAGAAGGCACAGACCCAGACUCGCCAGAAGGAGCCCUGAAGCUCUGCGAGUAUGAAGGACCCGCCCCGGAAGAAGCUUGGGCCCCAAUCCAUGUUGCUACCGGGUGCGUUCGUCGAUUCAAUAUGGAGGGGAAGCCCGUCGGAGAGGACCAAACCAACAUGUAUAUGAAUAGACCGACCGAGCCGGAGUCCGAGUCCAGGGUGCCAUCUCUCCGUGAAGUGUCUCUUGUCUCUUUCAACAAGUCGCCGUACUUUGAUCAGAUCCCAGAUUCGGAGAUGGAAGACUACCCCGAACUCAUCUUGCGGCUACUCCGGCGGGCGAGGGCUGUCCGAGACGGCGGCGGGCGGUCAUGCACAGUGUGUCACCGGAGUUUCGUGAUCGCCCGCACAGAAUGGAUCGAAUGGUGGGAUUGCAGCACGUAUGAGAACGGACUGAAGGGGCCGCGGUGUCCGGGCGAGAAACUCCGCCCUCUCCCCUUCCGCCGAUUGGGGUGCAGCCCGCUGUGUGUUCCUGCAGCGGAGGAUUUCCAACCAGACGCACCGGACCCUCGAUCGGUGGGUGCAGAGCGGUAGUCGACAUGGAAAUUGGUGACUGUACAGAUGCAUCUGGCGUGGGUAUAACAUGUUUUGUUUCCAGUAUAUUGACUCACUGGGUUUGUGACUUGUAUGUUUUAGAUCUUGUAUGAUAACCACUUCAUGCAUAUAGACUUAGCUAUCAUAUUUAAUCAUGACAUGUCCGAG
Messenger RNA from Aspergillus steynii IBT 23096, 1930 nucleotides. Its product is annotated as leucine-rich repeat domain-containing protein. Gene Ontology annotation, molecular function: protein binding. Lineage: Eukaryota; Fungi; Ascomycota; Eurotiomycetes; Eurotiales; Aspergillaceae. Bases 218 to 1762 code for a protein of 514 amino acids. The transcript has 2 exons. The record is from RefSeq and is a predicted model, not a curated record.